UGGUUGUGCAAUCUGUCGUGCAUCGACGCCGUCACCGAUUUAUCGUUGCUGAAUCGACACUGCCGGCAUGAUUCUGUCUCGCAAGAGUGAUUCUACGAAUUUGGCAAAACUUCGGUCGAAUGUUGUUUCUUCCAAUAUGGUUUGGUCUGUUCUCUGUUCUUGUCUCGAUGCCCGAUCACUCCAUCUUGAAUCUGCUCGCUCAUUUGAAACGCUCUGAUUUCUUUCAUUGUCAGCACUGUUCACAUUUACGCUACAGUUUGCCACUUUUCAUUUUUGAUCAUAAAUCAAUACUUCUAUGCUUUAGAUCCACAAAAUUUUCCAAAAUGAGUUCCGCUGAGAAGCUGGCGGCUGAAUACGAGCAGGAUGGAGGACCGGAAAUCACUGGUUCGUCUGGAAAACGAUCAAAAGCAGAGCGUGUUGAGCACAAACACAGCAACCCUGGCGGCGACACUAGAAAAGUUGUACAAAUUGCUCAAAAUGGGGAGGCGAAGAGGCGAGAGCAGACUUUGAACAACGAUCAUCAAUCAAACUCGCAAUGACUUCACACCUCCUGGUUCUAGGUUGAGCUGUCGUCUGUUCUUGUCCGGGAUGUAACUAUUCGGGGAUUCCAAUUAUUUUUGUCAGAAGUGUUUUUCUUUAUCCUAGAAAAAAAUAUUAUUCUUUGCAUGAUAUGUGUGUUGAUGUUUUUCUUUCCUAUGUAACAAAUAAAAUUUUUGAUUCUUCA
Cylicocyclus nassatus is the source of this 724-nucleotide messenger RNA. Lineage: Eukaryota; Metazoa; Nematoda; Chromadorea; Rhabditida; Strongylidae. The record is from the annotation of a GenBank genome assembly.